Messenger RNA from Eimeria acervulina, 1073 nucleotides. Its product is annotated as tubulin gamma chain, putative. The record is from RefSeq and is a predicted model, not a curated record. Gene Ontology annotation, molecular function: structural constituent of cytoskeleton; GTP binding. The transcript is spliced from 9 exons. Gene Ontology annotation, cellular component: gamma-tubulin complex; nucleus; centrosome. Gene Ontology annotation, biological process: microtubule nucleation; mitotic cell cycle; mitotic sister chromatid segregation. The annotation marks the transcript as partial. NCBI's taxonomy places the organism in Eukaryota, Apicomplexa, Conoidasida, Eucoccidiorida, Eimeriidae.
GCGCUGGGAACAACUGGGGCAGCGGCUAUGCACAAGCAGCAAAAGUAGAAGAGGAGUUGUUGGAGAUGAUUGACAGAGAGGCAGACGGCAGCGAAAGCCUCGAGGGUUUUGUCCUCUGCCACUCCAUUGCUGGAGGAACGGGUUCCGGCAUGGGUUCUUAUUUAUUGGAGUUGUUGGGGGACCGCUACGGGUCGAAGUUGGUGCAGACAUUUUCGGUGUUUCCUGUGCUAGGAGACGCCGCAAGCGACGUAGUUGUGCAGCCUUAUAACUCUGUCUUAACAUUAAAACGCCUCUGUCUCCAAGCAGAUGCUGUUGUAGUAUUAGAUAAUCAUGCAGUGCACAGAGUAGCAACGGAGAGGCUGAGGCUUCCAAACCCCAGCUUCCAGCAAACCAACGCUCUGAUCUCCACCGUGAUGGCCGCAUGCACGGCGACGCUGCGGUACCCGUCUUCUCUGUCUUCGAGUUUGUUAUCUUUGUUGUCUUGCCUGGUGCCCGUGCCUCGCUGCCACUACCUGAUGUGCGGAUACACCCCAAUCACCCUUGAGCGCUGCGUCUCAGCGGUGCAAAAGACAACCGUCAUGGAUAUCAUGCGCCGUCUCACCCAAUCCAAAAACAUUAUGGUCUCCACUUCUCUCCGACGGGGUCUAUACAUGUCGCUCUUAAACGUGAUCCGCGGAGAGGCAGAUCCAAUGCAGGUCCACAAGAGUUUGCAGCGCAUCCGUGAGCGGCAGUUGCUGCAGUUUAUUCGCUGGGCCCCGGCCUCACCCCAAGUUGUGUUGGCGCGGGCGUCGCCGUUUAAUCCUCAGAAACACAAAUGCGCCGGCUUGAUGCUGGCAAACCACACGGCAAUCACAAGUCUUUUUGAGCGGUGUGUCGUUCAGUACGACCGUCUCUUCAAACGCAAGGCCUUCCUUGACAACUACAAACGGCAACCAAUGUUCAGCAGCCCGGACGGCCUUGGAGACUUCUCAGAGAUGGAAGACUCCAAGGAGCACGUGUUGAGCCUGGUAGAGGAAUAUCGACAGGCUGAGACGGAUGAUUUCCUUAGUUUUGGAGGUUCAUGCCCUAUCUGA